Molecule: messenger RNA, 981 nt
Organism: Dreissena polymorpha
Lineage: Eukaryota; Metazoa; Mollusca; Bivalvia; Myida; Dreissenidae
Exons: 7
Coding region: 1-981 (326 amino acids)
Source: RefSeq, a predicted model, not a curated record
AUGUAUGGGUCGGAAUGCUGGCGCAUGACGAAGCCGGAUACUGCAAAACUGUCGUCAUUCCACACCACCUGCCUCAGAAAGAUUUUGCGAAUCUUCUGGCCCAGAAAGAUCUCCAACAACGAACUUCUCCAGCGAUGCAACAUGGAAGACAUGGAAACGCUCAUAACCAAGAGAAGAUGGAGAUGGAUUGGUCAUGUACUGAGGAUGAACAACGAUUCCAUUCCGAAAGUGGCACUCCGAUGGACCCCAGAUGGCACGCCACCCGGCGUGAAAGGCAGUACCGACGACAUAGUAACCGAACUAAAUGGUUUGGUCCACACGCCGCCGUCCUCUAUGGCUGACAUCGCCGAGAGGCUCACCCAAAGUAAGACGCCACCUCCUCAACCCAACCGAGGGGCCAAGCGCAACAUCCUUGUGGGCAGAGGCAAUGCAAAGCUAACCACACGUCCAGCAAGUACCCCGCUUCGGAUAGCGAGCCCGGUUGGCGACGUCCAUGCUACUAGACGCUCCGUAUCUAGAGCUUCUUCAAGAAUUCAGCAAGGUUCGCGUAUGGAUAUUGUCGAGGACGACAAAUCGAAAGGCGUUCUAGCAAGUGUUACGCAAGAUGAGGACAGUGUGAGAAAAGUUUUGUCCAUCUCUGAACGAACUAGACAGAAAGUUCAACACGACCGCUCUCAGACAUCGAACAAAAGUCUUCAACGCCAAUGUGAGGUCGCAGCGGCCUUUUUAAAACAGCGAAAGAUUUUACUAAUUACUGGCAAAGUUGGUGGUGGAAGAACGCGAAUCGCUACAGAGCUGCAACUUGCUCUCACAACAGUCAAAGACGACGUUUUGCCCUUGCAUUUUAAAGUGCCCAGUGAUUUAAAUCUUUUGCUGAACAAUUCGAUUAACGCUGUGGUAGUUAUUCCAGAUUGUUUUGGUACUGGUAAGUUGGAUACUGCUAAAGUAAGCGAGUUUCAGCGGUUAACGGAGACAUCAUAG